This is a messenger RNA of Pleuronectes platessa (European plaice), 1312 nucleotides long. RefSeq lists its product as uncharacterized. Bases 148 to 1134 code for a protein of 328 amino acids. The transcript is spliced from 7 exons. Lineage: Eukaryota; Metazoa; Chordata; Actinopteri; Pleuronectiformes; Pleuronectidae. The record is from RefSeq and is a predicted model, not a curated record.
GGGGGGGAUGUUGAGUAACAUCCUUCACGUGUGAGAGAGAAAACACAAGACGACGUCAACAACACAGUGAGACAAAAUGUCGAUCUGAAUCCUCUGGGUUUCUCUUCUUAAGGAUCCUCAAGCAGCGCGAGACCUCCACUGACUAUAAUGCUCCAGCUCGGAAGCCUGUUCACCCACUUCCCUCUCAGCUCCAAAGCUUCAGAAAGUGCCCAAGGCCUGAGUCCACCCAGCGCACAGACGCUACCUGAAUUUGUACAGCAUGUCCGAAAACUCCCCGGACUUAGAAAGGAAGAUGUUUUCUGCAAUCUGCGUGUCCCCGACCAGUUGCAGAAGACAAAAGAUGACAUCAACAUUGUUGUCCUCACUGGCCACGGGAUCUUCUGCAUCGAUGUAAAACCCUGGAGAGGCACCGUGUCUGCUCAAAACCAAAACUGGCAUGUGCGAGUGAAAGAAGAGGACCAACAUUUUACCAACACUUGCAUCGAGCAAAUUGAAGAUCCCCUCAAAGCCAUCACGACCAAGACGACUAACUUAUGCGGCCAUUUGAAGAGGAGUGGAGUGUCCGUGCGCCAAAGCCUUUUCGUCCCCAGGGUCAUCUUCCUCUCCCCGGACUGUGAGCUGGAGGACGAGCUGAGGAAGAGGAGGGAGCUGGUCUCCCACAGCCAGAUAGACGACUUCCUCAGAUCCUUCAGGGAGGGCUACAUGGCCUGGAUAUCAGACGCUCUGACUCCCUCCUGGCUCUCUGGUCAUCUGUCGUACAGGCAGAUGGAGUCGGCGCGUGAGGUCCUGGGGGGAGUGGGAACGUGGGAUCUGGUGCGGCUGCACUGUGGCGAGCAGCUGAAAGGUGACUACCAGGGCUGCCAGUACAUCGCUCUCAACCGACAGGAGACGGACACACUCGAGUUUUCCAGAGUCAAGACCCUGUCGCCUGAUUCGCUGUGGGCGCUGCUGGGACACGCUCCUCAGGUAACAGUUAAAAUGUACAAGCGCGGGUCUCAUGGCUGGCUGGGUAAAUCUCUGGGCGCCACCACCACCAUCGCGUCCAACAUCUUUGUGAUCUUCAGGAUCAGCGGCGAGGAAGCAGACGCCAAAAUCCCGGCAGGCACCAUUCGCAGCAUCAACCUCAGCAUAUGACGAAUAUGUGUGUGUGUGCAAAUAUUCAGAGGCAACAAGACAAACCAAACUCUUAAUGUAGUUCGCACAGGUUGCUAUUUUUACAGAGUGCCUUUUACUAUGCAGUGUUUGUAUUUUGUAAUGUUGUACGAGCAGUUUCAGUCUUAAUUUAUCGAGAUAAAGGAAAGAAAGGGGGGGG